Molecule: messenger RNA, 394 nt
Organism: Staurois parvus
Lineage: Eukaryota; Metazoa; Chordata; Amphibia; Anura; Ranidae
Source: the annotation of a GenBank genome assembly
AUGGGCCCCCGUACCGACUCCUCAUGCUGCUGCCAGGCCCAUAAUCUGUCAUGGGCCCCUGUACCGCCUCCUCACGCUGCUGCCAGGCCCGUAAUCUGCCAUGGGCCCCCGUACCAACUCCUCAUGCUGCUGCCAGGCCCGUAAUCUGUCAUGGGCCCCUGUACCGCCUCCUCAUGCUGCUGCCAGGUCCAGAGUGUGUCAUGGGUCCCUGUACGGCCUCCCAUUGCUGCUGUCUCCAUCGCCACACUCUGCCAUGUGCCACUUUCAGGUCUCCUCACACUGCUGGUGGGUUCCAUUUUGUCAUAGGGUGCUGGCAGAUUACGGGCCUCCCAUUGCUGCUGCCAGGCCCGUAAUCUGCCAUGGGCCCCCGUACCGACUCCUCAUGCUGCUGCCA